CUUUAGUAUCGGAGCUAUAUUCGACCUCUUAAAGUUGCAAGUGACAAGAACCAACAAGUAAUAAAUACCAUCUAAUGGUCGUCGUUUCUGAUUUCAUGUCCAGCACCUCAAGCCUAGUUCUAAACAAACAAAACAAAGAUGAUCAAUAUUAUUUUCGCUCUCGCUUUGGUUAACCAUGUGGUCACCGCACUCCCAUCAAUAGUUCUUGAGCGUGCGACAGCUGCCAAGCAGGUUGGGUACAUCAGCGUCUCAGUUGCAACGCUAUGGACCACUUCCAGCAAGCCGCGGCCAUUGGUUGAUGCACCCGCUCUCACAAACCCAGCCGAUAUCGACGGUUGGUUGAGCUCAAUGAAUGUCAGCCAGUACCUAGAUCUCACCGACAAAAGCCGUACCCAGACACAAGCACUUUACGGCGCUCAGGUUGGCAUUAUCAGCGAACAGGACGGAUGGUAUGAGAUUGAAGCUAUAGGCCAGCCAACACCAAAGGAUCCCAUUGGCUACCCAGGCUGGGUUCCAACAGCUCAAGUGUCGCUCGACUCUAGCUACGGCAAGCUACAGUCGAAAAACCCCUUUGCAGCGAUCAACAAGGUGGCCACCGCACCACUAUACCGCGAUGCUCUGAUGAAAGAGAAAUAUCUCGAAAUCUCCUACGACACGCGCCUACCAGUGAUAGCACAUAUUGGUAGACUGAUCCAAGUUGCAGUGCCCGGUGGAGGCUCAGCAUACCUGUCUGCGAAUCAUGCUACUGUGUACGGCUCAGUUUCAAAUAUCCCAUAUCCUACUGGAAAUGACCUCGUUAAAGCUGGAAAGCUGUUCCUCGGCCGCCCCUAUCUCUGGGGUGGCGCAUCAGGCUUUGCCUUUGACUGCUCUGGGUUAACGCAUACUCUAUACGAUGCACAUGGUAUCACGAUUGCUCGCGACGCAGGCUCCCAGGCGGACUUCACUGGCCAUGGAACAAAUGUUGCUCGGUCUGAUUUGCAAGCUGGAGAUCUUAUGUACUAUGCCAGCAACAUUACCAGUUCAAGUAGCAUCUAUCAUGUUACAAUGUACAUCGGGAAUAAUGAGAUGAUCGAAGCCCAUGGUGCUGGAAUACCAGUGAAAAUCUCCCCGGUUCGCUUCGGCGACGAUUAUUGGGGUGCACAACGGUUCCUAACCCAUUAGAUGUGUUGAUAUUUCCGGGAUUGAAGGGGAUUAAGGAAUAUACUAGUCUUGGUCAGAUAGUAUAUACCAUAAAUGAUGUUGCUUGGAG
Pseudogymnoascus verrucosus is the source of this 1249-nucleotide messenger RNA. RefSeq lists its product as uncharacterized. NCBI's taxonomy places the organism in Eukaryota, Fungi, Ascomycota, Leotiomycetes, Thelebolales, Thelebolaceae. Bases 139 to 1161 code for a protein of 340 amino acids. The transcript has a single exon. The record is from RefSeq and is a predicted model, not a curated record.